This is a messenger RNA of Ruditapes philippinarum (Manila clam), 1049 nucleotides long. RefSeq names its product NAD(P)H-hydrate epimerase-like. Gene Ontology annotation, cellular component: mitochondrion. Gene Ontology annotation, molecular function: NAD(P)HX epimerase activity. Bases 14 to 604 code for a protein of 196 amino acids. Lineage: Eukaryota; Metazoa; Mollusca; Bivalvia; Venerida; Veneridae. The transcript is spliced from 4 exons. The record is from RefSeq and is a predicted model, not a curated record.
UCCAGUUGAAGUUAUGUCACGAGAAAAUCCUGCUGUCCUUGUUUGUUGUGGACCGGGACAUAAUGGCGGAGAUGGGCUUGUGUGUGCCAGACAUCUGAAAAUGUUUGGAUAUAAGCCGACUUUAUUUUAUCCACGGAGAGCAAACAAGCCUUUGUUUAAGAGAUUGUUUAGACAGUGUGAAAGCCUAGACAUUCCUCUUCUGUCAUUUUUUCCGUCUGAACCAAAUCUAAUUACAGACUCGUAUAACUUUGUUGUCGAUGCAUUGUUUGGAUUAGGCUUUAAAGGUAAUGUGAUCAAUAUCAGGUUUAUAUUCAAAAGUCAAUUUCUUUUAAACCCGUUGCUAGGGGAUCAUUGUGGAUGGGAUAUUGAGGCAGGUGAUGAAAAUGGACUAAAACCAGACAUGCUUAUCUCCCUUACCGCUCCUAAAAUGUGUGCGAAGUUAUUCAAAGGCAAACAUCACUUUCUUGGAGGACGUUUUGUUCCAAAAACACUUGAACAGAAAUACGAGUUGAAUUUACCGGUGUACGCGGGCUCUGACUGUAUUGUUGAAAUAAAAAUCGAAAAUGAAGAAACCAAGUACCAAGAGGAAAAUGACACCACUUAAACUUUAUAAAAUGUGAUUUGAAAUCCUGUCUAAUAAGUUUAGGCAAUGAUUAGUUUAAUUAUCACUGUUGUUUGUUAAACUAUAUUAGACCUUAAACAGUCAUGAUUCCACUGCAAUGAUAUCAAACGUAAUCAUUUGUUUGGUAGAAGUGUAUAUUACAUAGAACAAUGCAUUUUGUAAUGCUUUUGAUUGUGAAUAUUAAUAUUACAAUGCUUUUUGCAUUCCUUUGAUUGUAUUCGUGCUCAUUUUUUAUUUGUUAUUAUUAUUAUUUUUUUAUGAACUUAUUUUGGAGCCAUAUGACCUAAACUAAGUAAGUCCGCCUUUUAAACCAAACCAGACAUGAAAUAUAUAUUACAUUUAUUGUUGAUAUACGAUCACAAAAGAAACUUGAUAAGUUGUUGUGUAAUAUGAAACAAAACAUGGCUGUGUAAUUGCGUUGAAAUUA